GUUCAAGUGAAAUCCGAUGUUAUAUGCUUAUUUUAUGGCAUUGAUAUUUUUAUGAUCAGUUUUCAAAUUACAUUAAUUAAUUGGCAAAUAAUAGAAAGCUAAUUGCAAAUGCAAAUGUUAUAAGAGGAGUUUUUCAGAAGAGCAAAGUCAUAAGCGUCCUCAUGCCGGAUGUGCGCGAGCUUUGACAAUAGCGAUGAAAAUAGAAAACGCAAGAAAGCGCACGGCGGUGACGAUCACACCAUCCAAUAUAUUCAAUAUCCUGGUUAUAACUCAAAUGACCAAUACCAGGAAAUCACCGACGAACAAAAUCGUGAAUGUCCUCAUAUCGGAUGCAAUGCGAGCUCUGAGAAUCGCGAUGUAUAUAGAAAAUGCAAGAAAACGCACGACGAACCAUUCACUUACAAACACAAACGAUCCGAUUGUGGACGAACUUUCAACCAUUCAUCGUUUGCCUCUUACAGUGAAACACAUCAACCUAAACACCAAUGUGAAAACUGUAACAGUCCUUCAGCAACAAGAGCAACUUGAAAAGAUGCAUGAAGAUGUACUCCGGAACAUUUCGUUAGUUUCGCAAAUUUAA
Loa loa (African eye worm) is the source of this 580-nucleotide messenger RNA. RefSeq lists its product as hypothetical. Lineage: Eukaryota; Metazoa; Nematoda; Chromadorea; Rhabditida; Onchocercidae. The coding region runs from base 194 to 580 and encodes 128 amino acids. The transcript is spliced from 2 exons. The record is from RefSeq and is a predicted model, not a curated record.